AAAAAAAAAAAAAAAAAAAAAAAAUUAGCCUCAAAUGGCUUCUUCUCCUUACAAAGCUAUUAUCAUCACACUAGCAAUCCUAUUUGUGUUCCUAAGCAGCUCCAAAGCUGAUCUUUCGAGCGAUCUUUCUAAAGUAUAUCCUAAAUGCACGAACCUUUUCGACAUUGUGAGAGGUGUUAUGGAACAAGAAAUUCAAAAGGAUCCACGAACAGGCGCCUCUUUACUUCGCCUGCAUUUCCAUGAUUGCUUUGUCGAUGGAUGUGACGCAUCAGUCCUUCUAAAAGACACAUCGACUUUCACGGGAGAGCAAUCUGCGCGGCCCAAUAAGAACUCCCUUAGAAAACUCGAAGUAAUCGACCAAAUCAAGUCGGAGGUAGAGACCAAAUGCCCGGAAAUGGUCUCUUGUGCCGAUAUCUUGGCCAUUGCUGCUCGGGAUUCUGUUGAAAUCCUUAGCAAAAAAAAGCUUAAUUACAAUGUGGAAAUUGGACGAUUUGACUCCACAACCGCAAACGAAACUGCAGCAAACAACUUACUUCCUCUUCCAACUUGGAGUAUCAGCGCCCUUAUCACAAACUUCAAAAAUCAAGGCCUUAACGAAACGGACCUUGUUCUUCUCUCAGGUGCUCACACGAUUGGGUUAGCAAGAUGCACGAGCUUCAAGAGUCGAUUAUACAACGAGAAAGAUAGCCUCGACAAAAAUUUUGCCAAAAAUCUACGUGCAAUCUGCUCGCGAGAUGAUAGUAAAACCGGAAAUAAAACGGCCAGUUUGGAUUACCAAACGCCAUUCGUUUUCGACAAUAGUUACUACAAAAACAUCAUCGAUAAGAAGGAUGUGCUCGAGUAUGAUCCGCAAUUUCUCAAUAACGGUGACACCAAACAGCUGGUCAGUAAAUAUAGCAAUGAUAGCGUUGUAUUUUACCAAGAUUUUGGUCAAGCGAUGAUUAAAAUGGGCCGCCUUAAGGGUACCACAGGGGAGAAGAAGAUGGAGAUAAGGAAAAAGUGUUGGAAGAGGAAUUAGAAAGUUGGGUCGGUUUUUCGUGACUAUUAUUAUCAUACUUAUAAUUACUAAUCUUAUGUUUGGAGUUUGUGUUUGUGUUUCUUGUUUCAGAGUUGUGCCUUUUUAAACAAUUGUCAUGUGUGUUGUUGUUGUACUCUGUUUUUAUGCUUAAAACAUGAAUAGAAGUUUGAGUUUUGUGUAAUUGAAUGUAUGUAAAAAACAUUGUGACUUUAAAAUGAACAAUAUAAUUAGUAGGAAG
This is a messenger RNA of Striga asiatica, 1256 nucleotides long. NCBI's taxonomy places the organism in Eukaryota, Viridiplantae, Streptophyta, Magnoliopsida, Lamiales, Orobanchaceae. The record is from the annotation of a GenBank genome assembly.